Messenger RNA from Caenorhabditis remanei, 882 nucleotides. RefSeq lists its product as uncharacterized. Gene Ontology annotation, biological process: proteolysis. The record is from RefSeq and is a predicted model, not a curated record. NCBI's taxonomy places the organism in Eukaryota, Metazoa, Nematoda, Chromadorea, Rhabditida, Rhabditidae. Bases 1 to 882 code for a protein of 293 amino acids. The transcript is spliced from 4 exons. Gene Ontology annotation, molecular function: metalloendopeptidase activity; zinc ion binding.
AUGUACCGAUCCAUUCUAUUGUUCACUUUAUUCGCAGCCUUGGUUCUUGCAAAUGUCGCAGAACCUGAGAAAGACGACCAGGUCGCUGUGAAGAUCCCUACCAAACGGUCAGUCUCCGAACCACCCAAGGAUGACGACGUCGCCGUGAAGAUUCCGAUGCGUAAGAAGCGAGGAAUCGCGAUUCAUCCCUGGCAGUGGGAGUCACAUCUGUGGCCCAACGCCGAAGUGCCCUAUGACAUCGCCUCCCACUACACCGCUUCCGAACGUUCUGUGAUCCUCUCCGCUAUGGAGGCCUUCAAAGAUGUCACCUGCAUCCGUUUCCGUCCCCGCCGCUCCACCGAUCGCAACUACCUUCAGAUCAACAAGUACUACAAGCUGGAACGCUGCUUCUCCUACAUCGGCCGUCAAACCUCCCGUUGGUUAUUCGGCACCCCGGCAGGAAAUGUGGAGACCCGAAUGAAACUCGACCCAUCCUGUCUGCUAUACAACGGUCGUGGUACUGUAAUGCAUGAGCUCAUGCACAUCCUCGGAUUCUACCACGAACAUCAGAGAGACGAUCGUGACCGUCGGAUCGGCGGCUCGGCGUUCCACUACAACUUCAAAAUCUAUCAACGCGCCAAGUCGUACUACAUGGGCGGUUAUGAUGCCAACUCGAUCAUGCACUACAACUUCCAGAAUGUUCCGUGGCAGAAGAGGGAUAACUUCUCGGCGUCGGAUAUCCGGAAUAUCAAUACACUGUAUAAAUGCAACAAUCGGGUGGUUAGUCGGUUGGCGCCGACUAGCACGAUCAGCACGACUACGACUACGAAAGCGCCUCGCUUCGAUGUAUACGAAAAGAAGGCGAUCGAGUCGAACAGCCUGUUCCGCAGACGACGUUCCUAG